AUGAAGAUCCCGAGAGAUGGCGUGGAGGAUACGCUUCUCUAUGAGAUCAUGUACUUCUCCCCAGUGGAGCUCGGGGACGAACGCUACACCAACAAACUGUACUUCCAGACAGACAUUUAUCAUCGCAAGUGGCCAACGCUGAUGGCUGAUCGCAUGUCACACCAGAUUGAGAAGCUGAAGCAUUGCGAGAUGGGCAUUGUCGCCUUCGAUGACGACUUCAAGCAGAGCCACAGGGAGGCCGUCAUGGGCUUCUGCAAGAUGGCCUUGGCCUAUCUCGAUGCGCGCGAGGCUCGCAUUGCCAUGAAGCUGUGUGAGCACUGCUUGCCUGCCACGCAGUCUGCAGAGCCGCGACUCCAGACUGAUCCGGAUGCCGACUUCGACUUCUUGAGGAUCAUCACUCUGUCCGUGUUGGCCUGCGCUGCGCGGCGCGUGAAGUUUUUCCAGAAGGCCAUUGACGCGCUGGCCGAGGCGAAGAGCCUAUGUCUGGCGGGGGACGACAGCACCCAGCAGCACCCGCUGCUUAUUGCGCUGACUCUGCUGAACCUCUCCGCUGUUCUGGGAGACAUCGACCACGAUGAGCAGGGCCUGCGGUGGGGCCUGGAGGCGCUGGCAAUGAUGUACAACAUCUUCUCGACUGUGGAGCUCCCUGAGAUGGUGCAGGCCUACUACCUGUCGCUGACUUGCCACAACGCGGCGCUGCUCAACGUGAAGCUGGGCCGCUGGAUGGACGCCCAGGAGCUGGUGGAUGAGGGCAUCGAGUUCACUAAGAUCCUCGGGGAAAACGACGACAACCUGCGCAGCAAGCUCAUCACGAUAGGCGCCCAAGCCAAGCAUCUCCCCGAGGGCUUCCUCACAGAGGCGGUGAACGCCCUGAACGGCUGGUGUGAGGAGCGGGGCGUUUGGAACUUGAGCUUCUGGGACUUCAGCAUGGCCGAGGUGAAGGAAGUGGUGAGGGUGCUGCAGAACACCUUGACGCUCCAAAAGCUCGUCAUGGAUCAGAAAGAUGAUGACAGGCGCUACGAGGCGUCGGUGGAGAAUGCACACCUGGCCCAGCUCAUGAUGGCAGUGAUUGAAUGCCACUGCAUAGAGCUGAUCACCAUCUCUGGCAUCGACUUCUACCCACGCAAAGUGUGGCGACGGGUCAAGAAGAGGGGCUUCUUGGAGACCUCUUGGUAUGCCUCGGCCCUGAACUUCGCGGACGUUUGGGGUGGCACGCAGACGCCGGAACUCGGUCAGUACGACGGUCUUCUGGCUAAGCUGAACCACUUCUCCAAGAAGUUGGUCAUUGCCCUGGUGGUGGUUGGCAACGAGACGGAAGGCAUCGACCUCUCGAACAAUGGCAUUAACGUGACCAGCAUCAGCAUGUUGACUCAUGCUCUUUGCCUCACUGACAGGCAACUCGAGCGCACUCGACCCUGUCGUGUUCUGGUGCUGCGCAACAACGACUUAGGGCUCGAGGCAGCCCAGGAGCUGGCGAAGAUAUGGGCGGCGGCAGAGCAGCCUGCGGACGAGGACGAGGCCUCAGAUGACGACGAUGCCUUUGAUGAUGAGGACGAGGAGUUCGACCCAACAAAGGAAAAGCCCGUUAAGGACGAUCUCAAUAGCGUGACGUCGCUGGAUGUGUCGCAGAACCCGACGAUUGGCGACGCAGGAUUCCAGGCAAUCGUUCAAGGCAUCUCACGAUACAACUGCUUCAAGGCCCUGCGUGCCAAUGACAUCGGCCUCACAUCCGCUGGAUGCCGCAUGGAGGGCAUGGACAGGACAAGGCUUGACGUGCUGUGCCUCUCGAACAACCCUUUGGGAUGCGAAGGUGUUCAGACCCUUUGCGAAGCGCUCGAGAGCUGCUCUCGGCUGCGGCAGCUGCAGUUGGACCGGUGCGGCAUCCAGCUGGAGGGAGCCAAGGCUCUUCGGGAGCUGCUCAGGAAUCAUGAGAAGCUGCAAGAAGUCUCAGUGGCACAUAACAUGCUCUGCGACGACGGCGCGGUGGAGUUCUGCUCGGGAGUGGCCGAGUCCUCGCUGAAGGCGGUGAACUUGGCGCACAACGAGAUCUUUAGCGACACGGCCUCGGAGUCCAUCGGAGACAUGAUGAAGAGCUGCCAGUCGCUGCUGAAGCUGGUGAUCUCUGGGAACCAUUUGGACAACUUGGGACCAUCGCAGAUAGGCAGCGCGAUCGAGCACAGCAGGGUGCUCACGCUGCAUUUGGAGGACAUGGGCCUGUCUGCUGACGCCAUGGACGAUUUCCUGGACCAGGGCGCGGCGGAGACGCAGGACCUCCAGGAGCUGAGCCUCAAUAACAAUCCCAUUGGUGAUGAAGGGCUAGGCAUCAUCGCUGAGAGUCUCAGCAUCGGGCUCACGAACUUGCGGAUCUCGCGGUGCGGCCUGACGAACACCUCCCAGGCCAUGCUGCUUAGCCUGGUGUCGCUUUCGCCGAACCUCCAGCGUUUGGACGUCAGCUACAACGAUCUGGGUCCGCGUGGCUGCGCUGACAUGGUCAAAUGGAUGGAUCAGAAUGACAAGGAGUCCUUCUCUUUGUGCUACCUGGAACUCUCUGGCUGCAACCUGGGAGAUGAAGGGUUCCAGCUUCUGGUUCCCAUCAUGGGCUCGCUGAGAUAUUUAGGGCUUCGGGACAACGGAAUCACAUCAGCAGGAUUGCAGUCUGUCAUGAGCGCGAACCAGAUGGUAAAGAUGCAGACAUUGGACUUGGAGGGCAACCACAUCGGAGAGCCGGGUGUGCACUCCUUGACGGAGCGCUUCCAGAAGGAGCACAAGCGGUCUUUGUGGAACCCCAAGCAGCUGACCUCCAUGAUCGACUUGGUCAUCCUCAAGAACAACGACAUCUCGCCGGCCCUGGCUGCGUCAACAGAGGCUUUCAUUAAGAUCUACAACCCGCUGAUGACUGUGGCGUGGUAG
Molecule: messenger RNA, 2910 nt
Organism: Effrenium voratum
Lineage: Eukaryota; Dinophyceae; Suessiales; Symbiodiniaceae
Source: the annotation of a GenBank genome assembly